Messenger RNA from Euleptes europaea (tarantolino), 5797 nucleotides. RefSeq names its product TOPBP1 interacting checkpoint and replication regulator (gene TICRR). NCBI's taxonomy places the organism in Eukaryota, Metazoa, Chordata, Lepidosauria, Squamata, Sphaerodactylidae. Gene Ontology annotation, cellular component: nucleus. Bases 14 to 5797 code for a protein of 1927 amino acids. The transcript is spliced from 22 exons. The record is from RefSeq and is a predicted model, not a curated record. Gene Ontology annotation, biological process: response to ionizing radiation; regulation of DNA-templated DNA replication initiation; DNA replication. Gene Ontology annotation, molecular function: chromatin binding.
CUGCUGUGGCAUCAUGACCUGCUCCCACAACGUGGUCUUUCUCCUGGACACAGCCUGUUCCGUGCAGAAGGCUCCUCUUCAUCUGGGCACCUUGAAGAUCCUGAACUAUUUGGGUUGCAGGUUCGGCCUGGCCAAGGUCCGGUGGGGCUUCAAGUUCUUUGACUCCUUCAGUGUCCAUGGCAGAAUUUCACGGGUUGGUAGUUUCCGCGAACUUGGUUCUCGCAGCUGGGAAGACUUCGAAGAGGAGCUGGAGGCCAGGUUUGACAACCGUUACUUCACUCCGAACUUGCCCGGACCACCUCCACGAGCCACUCUUGCUCAGAACAUACUGAAAGAAGCAUUGCUGGAUUAUCAGUGGGACCGGCCUGAAAUUGCUUCUCCGGCAAAGCCGGUGUUGCGGAGCCAGAAAAGCAAAUUAACUGGGACUUCAGAGAAGCCCCUGGAGAGCUCAAAUCCUUCCGAGGGUUUUAUCAACGCUGUUUUUCUCUUCUCUCCCUGCCCUCAUUCCCGGAGGGAACUGCUGCAGUUUGUUUCUGGAAGUCACGCUUCUUUGUCUGAUGAACUGCUCACUUCGCAGGACCUGGCAGAAAAAUUUAUACCCAAGGGGAUUCAGGAAAUGAUGGCGGCUGAGAAAAUCACUUUGCAUUGGGUGGACACUGCUGAUGACUCCACGUUUCUUGAUUCUCCCGAUCAUGUUGGGUACCACCUAUUGGCUGACCUGAUGGACAUCUUGAAGGGCACCAUUUUGCCAUCGGGAAUCUUCAUUCCACGUUUAAAUUGUCACAGAAAAGGGACCUUUCCUUUGGAGUCCGCAUCCCCUGAGCCAUUCUUAUCAUGGGCUACGAUCCUGCCUUUGGAUUCCACCCUGAACUGCCUGUUCUUUUCACCUUCUGCAUUGCAAGCAUCGUUCCCCCAACUGGAAGGAAUGUUAUUUCUCAAGAGUGAUGGAAAACAAAAGCCACAGGGCUGUGCUGUGACCCUGGAGCCCUUGACCGUGAGCCAGAGGUGUUUUGAGAAUCCAGUCAGUAUUUCUCUUCAGUGCGCUGUGGCAGGCUGGGAUGUGACGCAUACUAGGAGCUUCCACACAGAGAGCUGGAUAAUACGGAGUUCACCACUGAGCCAAUCUGCUCAGGAGACGUCUUUGUUUCAGCAUCUUCUAAGGUCCAUCCUGGCCCAAGGAUUACAUCUGGUCGCUGAUGUGUCUCCGUCUGGAUCCUGUUCCCCCCGUACUGGGAUUUUUUCCCCCGUCUCCAGCACUGCUGCCAUUCUUUCUCUUCUCUGUGCUGAAAGAACGCCUGAAGUGGGGAGAUGCCUCCUUCAGACUGCUGAGGAAGGGAACCUUUUGAAGGCGGAUGACCUCAGCUUCCCCGAAACGGUGAGCAGCGUGCUCAGUCAAGAAAAUGACUUGAAAGAAAGCUACCCAGCUAGUCCUGAGACUCCACUUCCAGAGUGGGCCCAGCAGGAGCUGUCUCGGACUCAUCGCUGGAGCCCCGUAGUGAUCGAAGGCUGGUACCCUUUCUCAAACCUCUGCGGAGCAAGCUCCCCUCUGAUGGAAUCACUAAGGUUGCUGCAAGCAGCUCCAGCUACUGUGGAAGAGACCCCGAAGCCCGAAAUGGAGCUGACCCAGAGCCUGUCCGAAUUUUACCAGCGGAGAGCCUCUGAAGUCUCCGCUACAUCUCGUCGACAGGAUCACAAAAAGAGGCGUGGAGCUCCCCGGACUCCUGUCAGGCAGAAGAUGAAGACUAUGCCUCGCUCCCUUCAGAUGCUGAAUGCCGCCAGGCUGAACGUGAAAGCCCAAAAGCUCCAGCCGGAUGAAGAGCUGGCAGUCAGCGAGAAAGCCUCAAGGCCAUCAUUGCCUAGAAGAUCGGAUGAUGGAGGGGAAGAAAAGGGAAGAAUUGUGAGAGCUAAAUUAGACUUCAAAACGGAGGAAGAGAUGGUCUCCUACGCAACCACAAGCUACCAGAAGGCGGUGGCCGACGGAGAAAAUUUGUCCUCAUGUGCCCGUGACAUUGUGGCAGCUAUGAACAUUUUUCAGAUAACAAAUGACGUCCGAGAGAAAGCGGCCGCCCGUACAGGAGCAAUUCGAAGCAGUCUCCUGAAGAACAGCAAAGCCCUCCGUCAACAGCUGGGCAACGUCCCUGAUAAGCAAGUCAAAGUCAGAGAGUGCCAGCUUCAGGUGUAUUUGCGCCUGGAGAUGUCCCUGCAGUGCCCUUGGGUACAGGACAGCACAGAUGAAAUGGAGCAGCUCGUCGAGGAGGCGACCGAAGUGCUGCGGAUCUUGUGCUUGGCUGAAGACCCGGCGUACCUCACCAGGUUUUUAGAAGACGCGGUAGAAAUGUAUAUGGAAUCGAUACCGAAAACCCUCGGGAGCUUGUACUACAGUCUGGGGACGCAGGUUCCCCCCAAGCUGGCCGCCCUCCUGCCAGCAGACUUUUUUGGUGACGAUUCCCUAAGUCAGGAAAGCCAAGCCCCGUCCCUUCCUGCUUCUGCAGCUUCUGACCUGGCUGCCAGGUCAGGUUCCGUAAACAACGAGGCCGAAAAGCUGGAGGAGCUCCGCACCAGAUCAGCCAAGAAAAGAAAGAGUACGUUAUCCAGGCACCGAAGUGUGACCGAAGCAUCACUGAACUUGCGCCAGAUAGAGAUCCCUCAAGUACCCAAAGCUCGUACUAGGAAGGACAGUUCUCGUGCGUCACUUGACCUGAAACCGUUUCCAGCAGCACAGAAAACACCAGUGCAAGAAGUGACGAAGGUGCGAAGGAACCUUUUCAACGAGGAGAUGCAGUCUCCAGCCAGAAGAUCCUUAAAAAGGAUCCCUCGAAGCCAGUCAGUGUCUGCUUUGGAAGGGCUGAGAAACAAGGACAGCCAAUCUAAUGAAGCCUCUAGAGAUCAUCACAAGCUCCUGACCAAGCGGGUGGCCGAGACGCCGCUGCACAAGCAGAUCUCCAGGCGGCUGCUGCACAGGCAGAUCCAAGGCCGGUGUUCAGAUCCUGGGUCUGAAGUUGGUGUUGUAGAAGAGUCUCCUGAAAAAUCUCUGACCUGUGGCUUGAGACGGAGCCCUCGGAUCAAGCAGUUGUUGCUGGAUAGAGCUCUCUCUGGGUCCUUCCCGUCCUCCCAGGCUACCAUGAAGAACGUACAGCAGGUGCCUUCUGCACAUCUAGAAGGGCCAGGCACUCCAGAGGAUUUAACAGGGCGGGCUUUGCCGUGCCCUAAAAAAUCCAUCCAGUCCCCCAAGAGCCUUCUCUUUGGAGCACUUCAUGAGGCACCCAGAUCUGGAGGGACAGAGUCAAGCAGUACAAGGAGAAAAUCGUUCGCCUCGGAUGAUCCUGUUGCUUUCCAGACACCCAGGAAAACUCCUCGCCGGUCUUCUCCAAGGCUCCUCAGCCUCCCCGGCAACAUUCUGAGAAGAUCUCCCCGGAUUCGAGAGAAGUCUCAGCAGACCCUUCUGAAAAGCCCAGUCCCGAAACAGAGCGUGGCAAAGAAUUUGGGCUGCCUCUUCUCCCCUCCCAAGCGGAAGAGCCAGCCUUCGCCCAUGUCCACUGAGAAGGAAGGGGAAUCUCUGGCGCUCUCCGCUCUGCCCAAGGAGAGCUUUUCUUCCCCUCGCAGAGCUUGGCGGCUGCGCACUCCAGGAAAGCAGGAGACGGGGGAAGUGCUCGAUGAGGUGUUUGGUUCACCCACAAACAGUUCCCAUCCAGCUUCUUAUUUCAUGGCAACAACCCUGCUUCCGUUGAGUCCCAGGGGAAGAUUUCCUUCUCCGCUACUCUCCCCUAGGCGAUCCUUGAGAACUCCCCAGAAACCAACCUCUCCAUCUUCUGCUUGGAAGAGGCAAGAGAGACCUGAGGAAGAAAGACAGAGAGAUCUGAAGUCUCUUACGCCGUUGAAAUCAGACUCUGCGCUAUCAGACCGAUUCUCCAGAAAAUCUCUAGGUGGGCCUUCGGAUCGGUCUUUGAGCCCCACGGUUGCUGGGAUUGCAGAGUCCUUCUCUUCACAUCCAUCACUAUCCAGUUUUACCUCUUCGCCGGGCACACGACUAAGGUCAGGUUACGUGAUCUCCUCUUGUGGAACUCCAGAGCGGGUCGGAGAGACUCGCACACCCAAAAAACUGCAGUUGAAACCUCAGUGCGUGUCAGGCACCACCCCAACAAAAUCUACCGAGUCCCCUUCCUGCGUGUCAGAAGACCCCUUGCAUGCACACGGACGUAAGGGGGAACCUCCUCGGUGGGAUGUAAGCGUCGGUCUUUCCGCUGAAACCGAUUCGCUCUGCAAACCUAGGAUUAUUGAGAGUGUGGUGCCAAGAGCUGAACCCUCUUCAGGAAUGGUGACCCCUAGUAAGAGAGGUUCGGAGAGACACCUGCCUCCUGCACUCUUGGCUAGAGAUAGUGUGUCUAUCCUGGAUUCCAUAGUGGCAUGCGAGGGCAUAGAUCUCUCUGAUUUAGCCAACACACGGAGCCAAAUCUCCCUUUCAAAUAGUUCUCCAGGGCAACAAGCCCCAAUGGCUUUACGAGAUAACAUUUUGCCUGCAGCAAAGUGUUCGGACCCACAGCCGCCUUUUUUUCAAACCCCUCCCAGACGCACCGCAAAAUCCUCAGCCCCAAAGCUUGGCUCGCGCACCUACACGCUGCGCUGUACCGCCGACAGAAGGCAGCGGGAGGCCACUGCUCGACUCGGCAGCCUCGAAACCACACCCAACUUGAUCGCUCCCUGGAAUACCGCCACGUUGCCUUCUGAGACGGGGCCCCCUACCUACGAGGUUGAGCUGGAGAUGCAAGCGUCCGGCCUGCCCAAGCUCCGCAUCAAACGGGUCGGCUCUGGGGUACCCAACGAGCCGCCAUCCCAGGCAGAGACGAGAAAACCCAAAGGGGAGGACGGUGAAUUUGACACAGGUGAUCUUUGUGUGAGCUGGUGCGGCAGGCAUCCUGGGAAGCUGGAACCCGUCUGCAUCUCGCCCUCCUGUUGUCGGUCCACCCACAGUACUCCGGGGGAGUUGGGGGGAGGGCAGACCUACAUAUGCCAGUCAUACACCCCCUCUCGCUGCAUCUUGAGCUCCACUCCCCCGUCUGACGGCUGCGCUGGUGUCUCUUGGACCCCCUCCCCGAAGCAGAAAGUCAAAGUGACCCCCGAAGCGAUCAAAGACUGGCCGCGGAGGAAGAGGGCCGUGGCCAGCUGCAACAAGAGUGAGAGACAGGCGGAGCUCGCUGUGGAAAUACUGGCCACUGACGAGUGGGGAGGGAGAACUGCAGAGCUCCCUGGUGGCAGCAAAGCCCCGGCGGGGGGAGAGUUUGGACUGGAGGGAAUCUACAGGCUCCAAGACCAGUCGCCAUGCAGCGACACAGAAACGGGCAGGGAUAAGCGCAUCCACAAAGGGGCUUUUGGAUUAAGGUCCAGGAAGAGGGUCUUUGAACACCUGUCUCCAGAGGAGGAAGCCAGCUGGGAGACAAAACGGGCCCGCCCAGUCAGAGGGGACUCCGUCGUGUCCGUUCACCCAACGGAACUGUUCAACGGAGGCCAAGAGCGAGCAUUGUCGAUUGGAGAAAACCUGGACAAAGAGGAAGCCUUCGACUUUACAGGUUUAACUCCACCCGGUUCUUCUGUGAAGAGCUCCAUCUCCGCUAGCAGUCUUCGGGCACUGACGCUGUCCCCCCUGCUUUAUCAGGGACGAGCCACAUCCCGGAGGAAGCGCCCCCCAGAAGACAGCUCCGAGUCGGGAGCAGCCGGCGAAGACCUCUCCCCAUUCAAAAGCGCACCCUCCAGACGGCGUUCCCUCAGCCGGACCUACUCAAGGAAACGCCUGCUAAGCUGA